This is a messenger RNA of Acanthoscelides obtectus, 305 nucleotides long. Lineage: Eukaryota; Metazoa; Arthropoda; Insecta; Coleoptera; Chrysomelidae. The record is from the annotation of a GenBank genome assembly.
CAUUUGAGAUACCUGUAUACAACUACAUCUAUCCUUUGACCUCGCAUCUGAUAUCUGAGACGCAACAUGGAUUUAUGCGCAAUCGCUCUACUAUUUCUAACAUAGCUGAAAUCAUACAGGAAAUUGCAGAGGUCUUAGAUAAGAGGGGUCAGAUGGAUGUGGUCUUCGAUAAGAUUAGUCUCCAAAGAAUCAUAGGUAAACUUCAGCAUUUUACUUUUAGCAAUCAUUUAUUAGACUUAAUUUCUUCUUACUUGCAUGAUAGAAAUCAGUACGUUUCUUACAAUGGUUUCAAAUCUUCACCUUAG